CAUCUCCCUAUCCCACCCUCUCUCAUAAACACGCAACCCAGGGUAAAGAUGUGUGGCUGUUCACGACCCGGUGUGCUGCCCUGUCUUGUCCUCCUGUAAUCCCUCCUUUCGUCUGAUUAGUCAUACUGGAUCGAUAAGCCCAUUAAGGCAGACCGUCGGUGGCAUCUAUUCAACGCGCAUCGAGCCGAACUGGAUAAAAAGCACUGAAGGGUUCGGGACCCGGGGGGUCCGGCAUGCCCGUCCCCUGCGCUCCGUGCGCACAAGCAGAGGCGAUCUUGUUUCUCGGCGACCGCGAGGAAAUGUGUGCGCCGUUGGACUUCACGCUCCUCUGUGACUAGAGUCAUUUGGAUGUCGCCAAAUUCGCCAUUACGCAGUUUUGCGCUCAACUUCACGCGUGGCCGGACGGUCUGGAUGUAAACGCCAACGGUAAUGUAUUACCGUGCUGGGACCCUGGUCCGCGCCGACACGUGGAUUUGACCAGCUCUGUUUAGGGUGACGUGAUACGCGGUGUUGGUAUCCCACUCGGCGACAUAUGGUCUGCUGGCGCACAUUUGAAGCCGUCGACCCGCUGCCUCUCUGGAGCGGAAAGAGCCGGGGACGCUGAGGAAUGCGGAGCCGGGAUUUUCUCUUUUCCAGCUCACCUGCGAAACUCCUCGCAGCGCAAGUCAAAAGACAGGACGCCCAUGGCUGAACAAACACAGGGUCAGAAGGCUACAUUACCUUCUCCUUGUCUUUUCAUCCCGCAGUCGACCGACGCAACCGGUGAGCGCCAUGCUGAGGCAGAUCCUCUUCAACUCCACCGACACCCCGGACUUCGACCUGGUGCUCAUGGGCCAGUCCUCCACACAAGCCCCCUCCUCCCUGAACGCCUCCCACGGCGGCUCGGUGAGCGUGGCCUCUCUUCUGAGGCCCACCACGGGGCGAGGUGCAGGAGGGCUCCGAGAGGGCGAGUUCCACAAACCGGACCUGAUCACCUACAUUGUCAUGUGCCUUCUGCUCUUCCUGUUGGUGCUGCUCAUUGUGUUCUUUAUCAACUGCCAGCUGCGGAACUCCUUCUUCGCCUCCAUGCCAUAUGACAGGUCUCUGAGAGAGGCCCGGACCUCCUACAAGUGAGGCCAGGAUAAACCUCUGGGUCUGUUAGACUUCUAAUGAGAUUUCAGAACUUACUUGUGACCCCUGAACUGCUUCUGCGGGUACCCUAUACCCUCAUGAGUUGCCUCGGACACAUUUGAUGUUCUAAAAUAUCCUGGAAUCCCAAAAAAAGACCUGAUAUGAUCAGUCAGGGACUGGGUCAAAUGUUACCCACAAGACCCCCCAAAAGACAUUCCAUCAGCCCAGGCUAUGCGGGAGGCCUCUCAGAAGAUGAGCGGUGUGCAUAUGGGCCUGCUGGUGGUGGAAAUAUAUCAACAACUCCUGAAUAAAUGUGUGACUCAUAUUUUAUGGCAAUUGAUAAACGGAAUGUGAAAUAAUACAUCAUUCACCGCCACUCCCUGCAAAGCACCUAAUAAACAGUUAAUUCCUUUACAGUAUAACCUACACUCCUGAGCUUGUAUUCAUUCAUCUAGUCGCUUACACAUUUGACCUAUGGCCUGAAGUUUGAGUCAAGGGAUUUCCCACUGGCCCUCACAAAAUGAAUCCCCCCCAUAGUAAAGUGCCAUAUGUCAGCAUUGAAGGGAUCUGUAGUUUGUAUAUAUUUUGUUUGACUGUAACUGAUCUGUCUUGUCUUGUGAAAUGAUGCAAUCAAAAAACAAUUUCCACCCUGCUGUAAACUGGUGAUUUAAUGGAUUAAAUGGCAGACUAUAGGCCUACAUCGUCACAUAAAGGUAUUUAAGUGUACUUUGAA
This is a messenger RNA of Scophthalmus maximus (turbot), 1843 nucleotides long. Its product is annotated as small integral membrane protein 32. The record is from RefSeq and is a predicted model, not a curated record. The coding region runs from base 772 to 1113 and encodes 113 amino acids. Lineage: Eukaryota; Metazoa; Chordata; Actinopteri; Pleuronectiformes; Scophthalmidae. The transcript is spliced from 2 exons.